GAAGUGCCCUCGGCGGAAGUGCCCGCCUCGCUGAGCUUGAGUAGGAUGGCCGCACGUCGGUUGCUUCUGCGUCGACUCCGAGCGCCCUUCCGCUCCGUGCCUCAGAACGCGCUCAUGGACGCGCCACGCGCCAGGGGCAUGCACGACGGGGGCGGCCCCCGAAGGCUCUCCAUCGAAGGCAACAUCGCUGUGGGCAAAUCCACCUUUGUGAAGCUACUCACGAAUACUCACCCAGAGUGGCAAGUGGCCACAGAACCUGUAGCAGCAUGGCAGAAAAUCCAAGCUGCUGGCACCCAAAAAGACGACACUUCCAAAGGUCAUGGAAACUUGCUAGAAAUGAUGUACCGAGAGCCAGAGAGAUGGUCCUAUACAUUCCAGACGGUUUCCUUCAUGAGCCGUCUGAAAGUGCAGCUGGAGCCCCUUCCAGGGAGACUCCUACAGGCAGAGAAGUCCGUGCAGAUCUUCGAGAGGUCUGUGUACAGUGACAGGUAUAUCUUUGCAAAGAAUCUUUUUGAAAAUGGUUCCCUCAGUGACGUCGAAUGGCACAUCUAUCAGGACUGGCAUUCUUUUCUCCUUCAGGAGUUUGCAAACCGGCUCUUGUUACAUGGCUUCAUCUAUCUCCAGGCUUCUCCCCAGGUUUGUUUGGAAAGAUUGUACCAGAGGGCCAGAGAGGAAGAGAAAGGCAUUGAGCUGGCCUAUCUUGAACAGCUACAUGGUCAGCAUGAAGACUGGUUUAUUCACAAGACUACCAAGCUCCACUUCGAAGCUCUGCAGCACGUGCCAGUGCUGGUGCUGAACGUCAGUGACGACUUCUCUGAAAACACCGCCAAACAAGAAGAGCUCAUGGGACAGGUAAACACCUUUAUAAGGAACUUGUAAGCAGUAAUUAGACAUCUUGGCCGUGGUCUGGUUCCAACUUUCUGAAGCUAUCAAACGUUGACCUUCCAUCCAUCUUGCUAUGCACAUGCACUUGGUCCUCAAGCAUCCCCACACUCAGUGUGUGCUGUCUUCAGUACUGCUGUUUUUUUUGUUUUUUGUUUUUUUUUAAUCUCAAGCACUUUAAAAAUAAAGCUGACUUAAGGUUGUUUUUCUAA
Molecule: messenger RNA, 1094 nt
Organism: Peromyscus californicus insignis
Lineage: Eukaryota; Metazoa; Chordata; Mammalia; Rodentia; Cricetidae
Gene: Dguok
Product: deoxyguanosine kinase
Exons: 7
Coding region: 46-879 (277 amino acids)
Biological process (GO): nucleobase-containing compound metabolic process
Cellular component (GO): mitochondrion; cytoplasm
Molecular function (GO): deoxyguanosine kinase activity; ATP binding
Source: RefSeq, a predicted model, not a curated record